Trichophyton rubrum CBS 118892 is the source of this 1575-nucleotide messenger RNA. Its product is annotated as histone acetyltransferase esa1. Gene Ontology annotation, molecular function: histone acetyltransferase activity. The coding region runs from base 1 to 1575 and encodes 524 amino acids. NCBI's taxonomy places the organism in Eukaryota, Fungi, Ascomycota, Eurotiomycetes, Onygenales, Arthrodermataceae. The record is from RefSeq and is a predicted model, not a curated record. Gene Ontology annotation, biological process: regulation of DNA-templated transcription. The transcript has 6 exons.
AUGGGUGUCCCAGAAGGCUCCCAGGAGGCUGUUGAAACGCCAGACCCCGCGGAUAGAGGUUUUGCCACCUUGAAUACCCUGAGUAUCGGAGUAAAGGUGUUUGUCGACAAAGAUGGAGAGCAGCGAAAGGCCGAGAUUCUUUCAAUAAAGCAGAAGAAAGGAGGGCCGACCUUCUAUGUCCAUUAUGUGGACUUCAACAAGCGUCUUGAUGAAUGGAUUGUUGCAUCGCGAAUCGAUCUUACAAAGGAAGUUGAAUGGCCCCAGCCGGAGAAACCUGAAAAGAAGAAAAUAUCAGGGGCGGCUGCGGCUGCGGCUGCUACCAAGGCGCAACCAAAGAAUCUCAAGCGGGGACAGCAUGCAAGCAGAGAUGCUUCAUCGACUCCAGAUCUACUGUCUGGCAAGAGCCAGAACAUUUCAAAAGCUCCAAGGCCUUCAAAAGCUGGAGGCAAAGAAAAUCAGGAAGAUGAAAGUAGUACACCAUUCGAAAUAUCCAUGCUUGGCAGCGAGGGGCCAUCCGUGAGUGGCACACCUCGAGUUCGUGACGGAGAGUCAGAAGAUGUUGAGAUGGCCGAUAUCCAAUCCGAGGUCGAGGCGAAGGCUGUUCUCAAGGAAGAACAAGAUAAGCUCGCUGCUGACACAACCAGGGAAGUCGAAAUUGAAAAGUUAAGAACAGGAGGGAGCAUGACUCAAAAUCUUACUGAAAUCCAUCGUGUACGGAACUUAAGUAAGAUCCAAAUGGGUAAAUUCGAGAUUGAGCCGUGGUACUUCUCUCCUUAUCCUAUGUCCUUUAGUGAUGCCGAUAUGAUCUACAUCGACGAAUUCUGCCUCAGCUACUUUGAUAACGAACGUGCGUUCCGCAGACAUCGGAGCAAGUGUACCUUACUACAUCCACCAGGAAACGAGAUAUACCGGGAUGACCAUGUUUCAUUUUUUGAAGUUGAUGGCAGACGACAAAGGACAUGGUGCAGAAACCUCUGUCUACUCAGCAAGCUGUUUUUAGACCACAAGACGUUAUACUACGAUGUCGAUCCAUUCCUAUUCUACUGUAUGACUACACGGGAUGCCAACGGAUGCCAUCUUGUCGGAUAUUUCUCUAAGGAAAAGGAGUCUGCCGAAGGAUAUAACGUUGCGUGUAUCCUGACUUUGCCUCAGUACCAACGUCGUGGGUUUGGUCGACUGCUUAUCGCCUUCAGCUAUGAGCUUAGCAAGCGGGAAGGGAAGCUAGGCUCUCCUGAAAAGCCUCUUAGUGACCUAGGUUUACUGAGCUAUCGCCAGUAUUGGAGGGAAACGCUUGUUGAACUUCUUGUUGAGCCAGGCCGAGACGCAAUUAGCGAGAGCGAGUUAGCUACGUUAAGUGCGAUGACUGAAAAGGAUGUUCAUGAGACAUUGGUGGUGCUAGGACUGCUACGGUAUAAUAAAGGAAACUGGGUCUUGGUGUUAACAGAUAGCGUGAUGGAGCAACAUAAGAAGCGUCUCGAAAAAGAGAAAGUCAAGGGCGCUAGGAAUAUUGACCCUACACGUCUCCAGUGGAAGCCACCGGUCUUCAAUGCCUCCAGUAGAACAUGGAACUGGUAA